Messenger RNA from Tigriopus californicus, 2888 nucleotides. RefSeq names its product vacuolar protein sorting-associated protein 53 homolog (gene Vps53). The record is from RefSeq and is a predicted model, not a curated record. Lineage: Eukaryota; Metazoa; Arthropoda; Copepoda; Harpacticoida; Harpacticidae. The transcript is spliced from 2 exons. Bases 102 to 2798 code for a protein of 898 amino acids. Gene Ontology annotation, cellular component: GARP complex. Gene Ontology annotation, biological process: retrograde transport, endosome to Golgi.
ACGCCCUUUUGCAUGCACAAUUGCAAGCGAAUCUGGCAUAAUAUGUCAAAGUGAGACAUCAUCAUCAUCGUCUAAUCGUGCUCAACAUGUGUUUCUGAAUCAUGUCCUCCCCGCUGAACGGCCAUGAGGCCGAAUUGUCGCUCGAGGAUGUCUUGCCGGCCUCAGCCUUGCCAUCCACCCAUGGGAGUCAGACUGCUGCGAGGGCCAGUGUCAAUGCCAAUGCCAAUGUGCCCACCACUAUGGCCACCUCAAACCCCGUGCUCGAGGAGGGGCUGAGAAUCACACCCGUGGCCUUUCCCGCCGAGGUGGAGAGUGCUCUGGCCUCGCUUUUGCCCUCGGACGAUCCUCUGGACCAGCCUGAUUUUUCCACGGUGGACUACAUCAACACGUUGUUCCCCACGGAGCAAUCCUUGACCAAUUUGGAUGAUGUGAUUGAGCAGAUGAGAUUCAAAGUGCAAUGUGUGGAUGAGGAUAUUCGGAAGAUUGUCCGCAAUCAGACGCAUGUGGGUCAAGAUGCGGCUCACGCUUUGGAGGAGGCUCAAGAUGCUAUCGUGUUGUUGUUCUCGCAAAUCCGGGAGAUCAAACAAAAGGCGGGUGAAUCUGAGGCCAUGGUACGCGACAUCACCCGCGAUAUCAAGCAAUUGGACACGGCUAAACGCAAUUUAACCACGGCCAUCACCACCUUGAACCAUUUGCAUAUGUUGGUGGGCGGGGUAUCCACCCUCAGGGGGCUAUCUUCAAAGCGAGAAUACGGGCAGGUGGCUAAUUUGCUCCAAGGCCUUAUGGAGGUCAUGGAUCACUUCAAGACCUACACAGACAUUCCACAGAUCAAGGAGCUCUCGGAUGAGGUCAAGACCAUCCGGGAAGAUCUGGGCCAACAGAUUGUCAGCGACUUCCAGUCCGCCCUCUCAGACGAGAACGCCCAUAACUUUGUGCCUAGCCAGCAAUUUGCAGAGGCGUGCUUAGUGGUGGAUGUCUUAGAGCCGGCCAUCAAGAAAACACUGAUCAAGUGGCUGAUCGACCGGGAAUUGGUCGAGUAUCAGCUCUUGUUCACCGACUUUGAAGACACUUCUUGGUUGGACAAGAUCGAUAGUCGUUAUUCCUGGCUCAAGAAGCAUUUAAUCGAGUUCGAGCAACGACUGGGACCCAUGUUUCCACCCGCAUGGGAAAUGUCGGAACGGAUUGCCAUCGAGUUCUGUCUAAGCACUAAGUUUCAAUUGGACAAGCUUAUGAUGAAGCGGAGGAACGAGAUCGAUACGAAGCUUCUGUUACAUUCCAUCCAAAGGACAGCGGCCUUUGAAUCCUUGUUGGGUCGAAGGUUCAUCGGAUUGGUGCUCAAGCAGAUUAAACAAGCCCAAGCCAUAGCAGCCAAUAAGAUCGACGACCCGUCCAAUCCGUUCUACGAGGAUGUUGGACCUCAGGAGACGGCGGAAAAGGAUGCGACGAAGGACGCCGUCAACGAGGGCGAUCCGGAUCCAACCGGAGCCAGCUCUCCAUUCGCCGGCUUAAUCAGCGAGUGCUUCGAGCCUUAUCUAGACAUCUACAUCGAGAGCCAAGAUCGCAAUCUGGCCGAUCUGGUGGAGAGAGCAGCUCAAGAUCAACGCACGAAGGGCUCCGCCAAUGCGGCCAUCGAAGGCAGUGCCGUGCUUCACAGCUGUGGGGAUCUGUUCAUGUUUUAUAAGAAAUGCAUGAUGCAAUGCUCGCAGUUGUCCACUCGACAGCCGUUGUUGGCCUUAGCUAACGUAUUCAAGAAGUACCUCCGAGAUUAUGCAACCCGCGUUCUUUUGGCCUCCUUGCCUAAAGCCGCCACGUCUUCAGCUCCGGCUUCGUUGAGCGCUUCCGUAGCGAGUAUCUCGAAAGAUUUGAAAGAUUUCUCCACCACCGGUCUGAUCCAAAACUUUCAAAGCUUUCUGAAAGAGGGUGAUGCCAUCAAGCUCACCAAUGACGAAAGGGUUCUGACCUGUACGAUCCUCGUGACCUCGGAAUAUUGUCUCGAGACCACGCAACAGUUGGAAGGAAAACUGAAGGAGAAAAUUGCCUCCAACCUGAACUCCCAAAUCAACAUGGGCCCUGAACAGGAUGUCUACCAUAGCGUAAUUAACAGUUGCAUUCAGUUACUGGUGCAGGACCUGGACGCUCAUUGUGAUCCCGCCUUGAUUACAAUGACCAAGAUGAGUUGGGCCUCAAUCGAAGGGGUUGGUGAUCAGUCGGCUUACGUGACCUCUCUAGCCAAUCAUAUGAAACAGUCCAUUCCCCUCAUCCGUGAUAAUCUUUCGUCCUCGAAAAAGUAUUUCACCCAAUUCUGCGUCAAGUUCGUAAACGCUUUCAUUCCUCGAUUCCUCCAGCACUUGUUCCGCUGCAAGCCCAUCAGCACUUUGGGUGCCGAGCAGCUUCUUUUAGAUACCCAUUCCGUUAAGACCUUAUUGCUGGACCUGCCUUCAUUAGGGUCAAAUGUGUCCAAUCGGAAGGCUCCGGCUAGUUACACCAAGAUCGUGAUCAAGAGCAUGACACGAGCUGAGAUGACCUUGAAGGUGGUCAUGUCUCCGUCGGAGCCCCGUGAUGCCUUUGUGGAACAAUACGUGAAGCUUGUCCCCGAUGCGGACAUUGUCGAGUUCCAGAAGGUCUUGGAAAUGAAAGGGAUCCGUAAAGUGGAUCAAACCUUGUAUUUGGACCACUUCAAAACCACGGUUCCUCAGAACGCUGGGACGAGCAUGCUUUCACCUGGACCGAGAACGGUGAACAGAGCCGAAGAAUCGCGGAUCAAGAAGCUCGAGAAUCUAAUCAAGAAACGACUCUAGAGAGGCGUCAUGUUUUUUUUUUGUUUUAAUGUGCUUUUUAUCGCUAUUUUAAUGAAGGGCUAAUUAAAACGCCUUGUUGUUUUGUUUGUA